CGAGGAUGUUGAAGGUAUGAUUUCAUUAAAAACGGACAUUGCAACGAAAAUGCAUCGCAGCGUUAUGGGUAUCAAUUACCAGAAGAUUGGAGUAGAUGGAACGUUUCAAAAACGUACUCUAGCUGUACUUGAAUUGAAUACAAGGCACACCGCUGUAAAUCUGAAAGAAGAACUUUACAAAGUUCUUGCGGAAUAUGGUAUUGACUUGAAACAAAUCUACAGCAUCACGAUAGUUAAUGGGCGAAAAAUGGUAAAAAUGACACAAUUGAUCGAGAAGGAUACGCUUGAGGACGACAUGGAUGACGACGGCGACGAUGAUAUUCGAACUUCAACUGACGAUGGCAGCUCAGAUGACGGCGCCAUAAAAGGACUUUUAGAUGAUUUGGAAGACGCUAUCAGGAACCAAGCGGUUGGAAUUCGAUGUGGAGCUCACACCACUCAGCUCGUCGUUUCUGAUGCAUGUAAAGCACAUCAUUCGGAGAUAUCUGCUAUCACUAAGGUUGUCACCGCAAUGCGAAAUACACGAUAUAAAACAUUUUUCGAUUUAUCGUCUGCAAAAUUUCCACCUAUUCCUACACCAACGCGUUGGGGAUCCCAGUACUCGAUGAUGCUACGCCUUGCUGAGCAGAAGGACAUCUUUGUAAAACUCGGCGAUGAAUUUGAAGAACUGAAUUUGGAUGAGCUGUGGAAUUUCGUUGAUUCUUAUGUAGAGGCAUUCAAACCAUUGAAUGACUGCACUGUAGCAAUCCAGCGAUAGGAUUGUACUCUUAGUGU
This is a messenger RNA of Armigeres subalbatus, 774 nucleotides long. RefSeq lists its product as uncharacterized. The transcript has 3 exons. The coding region runs from base 17 to 757 and encodes 246 amino acids. Lineage: Eukaryota; Metazoa; Arthropoda; Insecta; Diptera; Culicidae. The record is from RefSeq and is a predicted model, not a curated record.